Messenger RNA from Porites evermanni, 3129 nucleotides. The record is from the annotation of a GenBank genome assembly. NCBI's taxonomy places the organism in Eukaryota, Metazoa, Cnidaria, Anthozoa, Scleractinia, Poritidae.
AUGUCAGAAGCUGCGACGAACUACGAUUCAAAUAACAGCGAUGCUGGCCCACCUCAGCAGGCUGUUGGUCUUCCAUCCAUAAAAGAUGUUACAACAACAUUGAAACAGCCAGAUCUACCCAUUGAUAUUCUUUUAGUAACUGUUAAGGACUGCGAGUUCUUAGCUUGUUACAAUGAGCUUAAAGAUCCCUUUAGAUGUCAUUUUGAUGAUCUCGGUUACGUUUACUUCGCGGACGUUGUCGGAAGUCAGCCAGGGCGAGUGAAAGUAGCACUAAUGAAGUGUCAUGAAGGUGCUAUCGGUCCGGGUGGCUCUCUCACUGCCGUUAGGAAUGCUGCCCCUAUUCUACAACCCAAGGCCGUGAUAUCUGUUGGGGCAUGCAGUGGUCUCAACCCUGACAAAACCAAGUUAGGAGAUGUCAUUGUAUCAGCCAAGCUAACAACAUAUGCAUCCAAAGUAGUGACAAGCGACCAAGAGCAGUGGGCUGGUAUUAGCAGUUACGUGAGCAAACGAUUUCUUAACAUCAUUAAGAAUUGCGCUGAUGGAUGGCAACCACCAUUGAAGAACCCAGAAGAUCGCCACAUCAACGUUCAUAACAAUGGCGAGUUCUUAAGUGGUCCAGAGCAGAUCAGAGCUGAAAGGCGCCGAAAAGAACUUGUCGACCACCAUCCCCUUGCAACAGGAGUGGAGAUGGAGGGAGAAGGUAAGUGUGUGUCACGUUAAACAACAGUGUUUGAAUUCUUACACAGGUACAAUGUAUUUCAAUUACUGCAUUGUUAAUGAUGUCACAUUUCAAGGCCUCAAGCCUACUCCAAAAGACCGCAAGGUAGCAUGGUUCGUUUUUUUUAUGAAAUUACCCGUGUUGCUUUGCGGUCUCUGUGGGAAGGCUUUUUGCUGUCUUUCAUUGGCCCAGUAAAGACGCGCGCGUACUGGGAGAGAAAAGGAGGGGAGGAGUCAUCUCCCCUUUUGCGUGUUCCUCUCAUCCGCUUUAUAAAAACUAGCCAGAAAAACUAAUCGGUACCUGUCACACGUACAGCUAGGCCGUUUUGAAAGAAUGAAGAAAAUUAAAAUAUUUAUUAUGAACACCUACAUAGCAAGUACUUUAAAGGAUGAGUUGUCCUGAUCAUUGGAUCAUAAUGUAAAAAUAUGUUUACACACUAGAAUGCUAAAAACUGAUAUACUGUAUACUUGACGUCAUUUUUGUGCAACAACGUACAUAUAAUCGCUAUAUUAAACGGAAACAUUUGUCUAUGGAGUCUGAGACUGAUCUAGGAUCGCUUGAAUAUGUCUGACGCAGACAGCUUUCGAUCGUGACACCGAACUUUACAACUGGGAACUAAAAUGAACUGUGUCACUUAUAACAAUAAAGUAAUUGAAUGAAAAAUGUUCAUAAUAAGAAAGUUGCAGUCUGUAAUCAAAAGAAAAGGCGUGAAAAUCAUUUCUCUUACUUGGCUGUCGAAGGGGUCUGGCAUCUCUUGAUUCUGCGUUUUUUUUACAUCCAGUUUGUUAUUAAAAAUAAUUUUUCGUUAAUGUUUUUAAACAUUAAAAUCGUCAAAAAUGUUAAUUGCAAAGUAAAGAAUUACAACUGCGUCCACGUGCCAUCAAUUAAUUUUUUUUAGUUUCUUUUUCCCGCAAAACUUAAUUAUCUAUAAGAGGUAAUUUACAGACAUUAAUAUAUCCUAAAUGUGUCUCAUAUUUCAGGUGUUUUAACAGCUGCAUAUGAUACUCAACUCGAGUGGCUCAUUGUUAAAGGGAUAGCUGAUUUUGCGGAUGGUGAGCAAGUGAAUGCAGAAAGCUGGGAAGCCCGUGCUAGUGCGAUGGCAGCAUCUCUUGUCUCACACAUGUUAAGUGAUCCUGGUGUUUUCCGCACUUGGCCUCAUUACCAAGGUAUAAAUUCUUGUUAGUCUAGUGGAUUAUGAAAAAGCGUUGGGUUUAACAGGCUGAAUUUGCUGGCUUCAGCAAAAGGACUGCGUGAAUGCUGCUAAUGAGACAGUGAAGAAUCUCAGAUCCUGAGAUCAAAAGGCACAUUCAUCAUUUUUCUUUAUCUUUAUUUUUAUCUUUAAUUAGUUAAUUGCCAAUGGCAUAGGGUAAUGGUGGCCAUGGGUGGCCAUAAUUAUGCGGUAGAUGAUGGCCUUUAACACAGGCAAAGACGGAGCGUUAAUAAAAGCAAACGGAAAACUGUUACACACACUCAGCUAUACAACGGGGAAAAAACGAGUACUUAGGCAUCAACAAAAACGGGUCAGAGGUUGUAUACCAUGUUAAGGGGAUUUCCUGUUAUAGGAGGUAUUAAAAAUCUCUAGGAUAUCCAAGCGGCGUUACCUCAUCAUUCAAGACAUUCAAGAUUCAGUCGCUCUGACCUCUUAGUCUACACAAAAACGUUGAUCGUCGGGGUACAUGUUUCUGGUCAGAAAUUGAGGGUCCUUUUCUUAGUUAUAAAUUGCAUCAUCACCAAUAAGUACGGCACAAAAUGCUAAUGAUGUCUUUGCCUGGAUCUUUCAGUGGAUGAUGAUCUCUUAGGGGCUCAAUUCGAAAGCAGUAGAAAGCGGAAGCUAGCUGAGCACCAUGCAGGUAAUAUGUGAACUGAACAUGUGUUUCUUUAUAACGCUGACUCAUUUUUCUUGUUCCGCUGUUUGCUUCACUUUCAUUUUAGAAUGCAUAAGGUAACCCGGUUUGGAAAAUUCGGGAACUCUUAAAUUUUUGCUGGUGGAAUCAGGAAUUCUGGGAUUUGGAAUCUGGAAUUCAACUCCAGGAAUCAGGAAUCCCGCUAUAGCAAUUGGAAUCCAGAAUCACAGUGUGCACUCCAGAAUCGAAGGCUCUCUUGGUUUACUUUACAGGGGGCGAAAUGAACAAAAAAUCAGUCGUGAGACACGUUUAGCGCCGCAAAUGUGUAACAAAGCUGACUUUAAGUGACUGACACUGUCAAACGCGAAGUUAUGACCGAACUACAAAGGAUUGAAAGCUACCAACAUGGCCCAGUGGUCUUGGGGUAGGCAUAUGCAUGAGGCCUUGAAAUACGACGAAGUUAAGUGAAAAACAUGUAUCUGAAGUGGCCCGCAUCUCAACCAACGAUUUUCUUCACCAGGUGCUUUGUGUGAUGAUCAGCGCUCAACACAAACGAAAAGAGGAAUG